CAUUGAUCACUAAAUAAAAUGUAAACAAAUUUUACAGUCUAUUUCGUAUAUGUAUUUAUUCAUGCUUAAUACGUAUUCACCUGCCUUUAACAAGUUUUUUUGAAAUCAUCCUUUAAUAAGAUUGGUUGUUAACCGAAAGAAGAAUUGUUAAGUAGUGAUGACCACAUGAUGCUCAGCUGGAUAAUAUUGCAGAUAGAUUAAUGAUGACAUCUGAUAUUCAUUAAAGCGGUCUAUGGAGACAUGCAAACAUCUGAUGCUAUAGACUUGAAAACUGGAUACAGCCAAAUAUAAAGUGGAAACAUCAGCUUAUGAUAUAUUUGUAACAACCAAAAUGGAGUUGGAAACAGCUGAUGUUAAACAUAUUAUGGAAAUAGAAACAUCUCAAAUUAUGCCAAAUUAUGAUAUGACCACUUCCGAUUUACCCAGUACAAGAAUUAAAUCAUUAAAAAGAAAGAACAAAAAAAGUUCAAUUAAAAGGCAGCGUUCAUAUUAUUGCCCAUUCUGUGACAGAGUUGAUAAGCACAAAAAUAAUAUGAGGCAGCACAUUCGGUCACAUACAGAUGAACGGCCUUAUAAGUGUUCUUGUUGUGAAAAAGCUUACCGAAAGUCAUCUGCUCUGAAAGAACACCAAAGGCGUGUGCACUUAGGUGAACCUGUGCAAAAAGGAAAGCAGCCUGAGGUUCUUAAAUUUAAAUGUGAGAUCUGCCCUAAAGCAUUUUCUGCUAAAGGUUCAUUUGACAGACAUCUUCGCUCACAUUUCAAUGAAUAUGUGUUCAAAUGCAAUAUCUGUGACAAGACAUUUAGGCAUGACUCUACAUUCAAUAGGCACAAAAAAUAUUCCCACCAAUCAGUUGGUCAAACAAAUAAAUGUAACAUUUGCAAUAAAACUUUGAAAGGUUGCAAGUCAGACUUGAAAAAACAUAUCAAAACCCAUUUGAAAGAGAACAAGAAUAGGCGUCGUCUUAAAAAGGAACUGGCAAACAUGCAGGAGGACCACAAUGAUACUGUGACAGUGAAGGAAGAAUGUGACACUGACAAUGAUCUCCAAACAAACAAAAUAGAAUGUAUAGUUGACACUGAACAUACAAAAAGUAGAAAAGCUGACAAACAGCAAGAUUCAGCUGCCAAAACUGCUAUGAAGGUUACUUUUAAGGCAGUGCUUGACUUUAGUAAUGAAUGUAAGAAUGUUGCAGAUACUUUAUCAACAGUUAAAGAUUCUGAAUAUUCAAGUCCUGAAGAGGAUGAAUCAGUUUCAUAUGAUAGCUGGGACAGUAAUGAUUUCAAUUCAGAUACUGAAGAUGAGGCUGCAAUGUGUAUUGAUGCAUAAAUAUAUGAAUUAUGCAUGGUGAAGAAAAAUCUUAAACCUACAUUAUUAUAGUGAGUCAUAACCUACAUACCUGUAGUCAUUUUUUCGUGUAUUAUUUCAUGAAUAAUGCAUGGUAAAGGAAUAUCUAGAACCUACAUUAUUAUAUUAAGUCAUAACCUACAUAGUCAUUUUUAUGUUCAUUUAUUAAUUAAUGAAUAUACAACAAACGAACACAAUAAGAUGCUGAAAGGCAUAUUGUAAUUGGCCUCUCCGUUUGUUUGUUUUUCAGGCCGUCUAUCUGUUCAAGGUUAACCCAAAAAUGAAGUGUUUCUUCUAACAUUAAUAUAACAAAGCUCUCAUUAAUGCAUGGCUGAUGUCUUUUGACAUUAUAUACACACCAGCAUCAGCUGGCCUCAUUUUGACCUGAUAUUGACCUAAUUUUGGACUAAGACUAGGGUCUAAAUUGUUGGUUAACCCAAUAUUAUAUGCAUUUCUCCUAAUAAUAUUAAUAUUAAAAGGCGGGUUACAUAAAAUUAGCUUGCUACACAGUUUUGAAACUUAAGUAACAUAGAUGUUAUUUUUUUGUACCGUCAUACUUUUUAAGCCUACUGAUGCCGAAUUAAGGUAUACAGUGAAUGGGCCAUUAGUGCCUAUGAUAUAAAACCAAAAUAAAGUGUUUCUUCUAACAUUAAUAUUACAAAGCUUUCAGACAUGCAUGGCUGAUGUCUUUUGACAUUAUAAACACACCAACAUCAGCUGACCUCAUUUUGACCUGAUAUUGACCCACUUUUUGAGUUGGACUAAGGUCUAAACUCUUGGUUAAGCCAAAAAUUAAUGAUGCAUAUCAUCUUAAAGGGCCUUUUAUCACAGAUAUGUGUCAAAUGUGUCAAGGUCACUGUCUCAAUAAGUAUGAAAAUCUAUUCUAAUUAAUAACUUGUCAUCCAAUUUACCAAUUGGCUUGAUACUUCCCAUACGCAUUGGCCUUGGACAGUAGAUGACCCCUUUUGGCCUGCCAUUGGACAUUUAAUGACCUCUAUUGAAAUUGGGGUCACUAGUUCAAAGCCCUGUUUGGGAGAGGGUGCAUAUAUAUCGGACCACGAACCUCUUGUUACAAGUUGUAUAGCUGUUAAAUUAUAUUUUAUACUUUUAUGUACAGGGUACCUGCACUGCAUUCUUCUAAAGAGGUAUCCUUUAUCCAGUAUUUGCUUAAUUUUUUGUUUCCCACAAUUUUAUUAUCAUAAAAUCAUAAUUCUUAUUAUAGUUUUAAACUUCUACCGUAUUUUAUUAACACUAUUUGAUUUAAUAUUAAUCAAGACUUCAGUGAUAAAAAAGUAUGUUUUGUUGGAAGAUUGUACGUUUGAGUGUCUUCACAAUAACACUUAUCAAAUCCUUCCGGACAAAAACAGUUUUAUUUAGAAAAGCUCAAAUGGAAUUUAUAAUUAUAUCUGGUUCAGUGAGACUGGUCAACAUUUUCUCUAACUGUACAGAUUGUUUGUAAAAUAAUAAUUUAAUUAUUUCCAUGUAUUUCAUUUGAACUGAUAUGUUUUCUUUUGUUCGUAACUGUAUUUACAAACCCAUGUUUUAUGUUUCAGUAUGCAUAUUUUAUAGUUAAAUAUCGAUUGUUUGAUUCAAAGAAAAAUUAUGUUUGUUUUAGUCUUUGUAUAUAAAAUAUGUAUAA
This is a messenger RNA of Dreissena polymorpha, 2984 nucleotides long. RefSeq names its product zinc finger protein 888-like. The transcript has 2 exons. The record is from RefSeq and is a predicted model, not a curated record. Gene Ontology annotation, cellular component: nucleus. NCBI's taxonomy places the organism in Eukaryota, Metazoa, Mollusca, Bivalvia, Myida, Dreissenidae. The coding region runs from base 332 to 1327 and encodes 331 amino acids. Gene Ontology annotation, biological process: regulation of transcription by RNA polymerase II. Gene Ontology annotation, molecular function: RNA polymerase II cis-regulatory region sequence-specific DNA binding; DNA-binding transcription activator activity, RNA polymerase II-specific.